GUUCUAUUAUCUUUACGUUACGAUUUUUUCUGUGCGUUGAUUGAAGUUUAAAUUUACGUACGGAGUUAAGUUUACGUCCUAUACUUAACGUAACGUAAUGCGAUACGGAACACCUUGUGCGGAGGCCCUUAGAUUAAAUCAUUACAUUUACAUAUACAAUUGUAUAAUUGUAAAAAUUUUGCUUAUAAAAACAUCAAGUCUGAUAGAGUUUUAUAUUUUGCGAUUAUAGAAUUUAAUAUUUGAAUUAUACAAUAAUAAUGGAGAAAGAGAGAUUUACAAUGCUUCUUUUGGAACCAGGGGAAAUAUUUUUUGAAGAUUAUAGUGUUCAGAUGAAAAAGCUAGAUGCUAAAUUUUCUGAAAAUAAAAACUGGAUGGAAGGGAGAUUGAAGCUAUGCUCUAAAUCUUUGGUAUUUGUCAAUAAAGAUAUUAACCAGCCAUUAAUCAAGAUUCAACUCAAAGAGACUAUAUUUGUGGAACAAUGUACAUCGAGCAAUGAUAUAGCAGGAGAUAUGCUGUCAGUGGAAAGUAAACAACAUGUGGAAAUGCUGGAGAAAAACAUAUUAGCACCAUACAAAUUUAUACAUCAAAAUACUAUAUUUCGCUUCUGUUUCAAUUAUGCAAAAAUAGAAGAUUGCCUUCCACAUAUCUUACAAUUACAUAGAGCAGCAAGUUUAGCAACCGCAGAACAAAAUGCUAUGAUUAUGGCUAUUGUACACUCCAGACAAUCACGAAUAUCUUUUGACACAUCGUGGCUCGAAGAUUUAUACGAACAAGUAGUUUUAGAGACACAAGCAAACAAAGUAUUACCACUUGUGGUAAAUCCAGGCAGAGUAUUAUUGACUACUUCGAGAAUUUAUUUUCAACCGUAUAAUAAUAUGGAUCAGCAUCCUGUUCUUAAGAUUCAAUUGAAAGAUAUACAAAAUAUUAUAAGAAGAAGAUUUCUAUUGCGACAAGUGGGUCUUGAAAUUAAAUGGGUGCGACAAGUUGAUAAUAAAAUUGAACAUUUAUUUUUGUCAUUUCAAAGUCAAGAUGACAGAGAUAAGUUAUAUGAAAAUUUAUUUAAACAAUCGAUGGUUUCUCUGGAAACUAUACCUCAAAAUCAAAUUACAAUGAGAUGGCAAAAUGGAUAUAUAUCGAAUUAUGAUUAUAUUUUAUAUGUAAACAGUUUGGCUGAUAGAACAUUUCACGAUUUGACACAGUACCCAAUAUUUCCAUGGAUUAUACAAGACUACACUUCUACGACAUUAGAUUUAAAUGAUACUAACGUUUAUAGAGAUCUUUCGAAACCUAUUGGUGCAUUAAAUCCUUCUCGUUUAGAGAAAUUAAAAGAACGAUAUUUGGAAAUGUCUGAUCCAAAAUUCUUAUAUGGUUCUCAUUACAGUGCACCAGGUUUUGUACUAUUUUAUUUAGUACGGAAAUACCCUCAGUAUAUGCUCUGUCUACAAAAUGGAAGAUUCGAUCAUCCAGAUAGAAUGUUUAACAGUAUAGCCGACGUGUGGAAAAAUGUUUUGGUGAACAUGUCUGACUUUAAAGAAUUGAUACCGGAGUUUUAUGACACGAGCAAUACCGGUGACUUUCUAACAAAUAAUUAUGGUAUCGACUUUGGUUAUCGGCACGAUGGUACAAAGAUAGGUGAUGUACAAAUUCCUCCUUGGGCAAAAGGACCAUCCGAUUUUGUACAACAAUUAAGAAAUGCCUUAGAAAGCGAUUAUGUUUCUCAAAACCUUCAUCAUUGGAUUGACUUAAUUUUUGGAUAUAAACAAAGAGGAAUUGAAGCUGAAAAGGCUGACAAUGUAUUCUUCCAUUUAUGCUAUGAAGGAGCAAUAGAUUUAGACACCGUACGAGAUAUAAAUGAUAGACAUGGACUCGAAGUGCAAAUUAUGGAGUUUGGUCAAAUACCAAAGCAAGUUUUUACUUUACCACAUCCUAAACGUUUAGCAUCAGCUUCAAACUUAUUACAUGGUAAAACAUUAUUGACUUUGCCAGAAACAUUGGCUUCAGAAAAUGCAUAUGGAAAAGAAAAAUCAGUUAAUUUUGUAGAAUCGAUAGCAUUUCAAGCGCACAAAGACUGUGUUACUAAUAUUAUACCAAAAAAUACAACAAGCAAUGAAAUCAUAUCAGUAGGACAGGAUGGAAUGCUUAAAUUGUACAAUGCAAACGAGAGAAAAUUGACACAUAGCGUUUCUUUAUCUUUAUUGUCAUUAUCAUCUUGCAUCUCAUAUUAUACAGUGUCACAACGUAACAUUCUUGUAGUAGGAUCGUGGGACAAUACCUUAAUAUUUUACGAUAUCGAGUUUGGCAGGGUAAUUGAUGUUCUUCAAGGACAUGAAGAUGCAGUCUCAUGUUUGGCUUGGAGUCCUACGCAUCAAGUGAUUAUAUCUGGAUCGUGGGAUUGUACUGCAAAAGUUUGGCACGAAUAUACCUCAGGAUCGAAAAUUAAACCCGUAGAGUGCUUUAUCGCACAAUUAGAUCAUGAUUCCAAAGUAACUUGUAUUAAUAUAUCGAGAGAUGAUACUAUGUUGGUAUCUGGUACAGAAGACGGCGAGUUAUAUUUGUGGAACAUGGAUAGUUACAAUUUACAAGCUACUAUUAAAGGCCAUAUAUGCAAGAUAAAUGCGGUAACGUUUGAUAAACAGUGUAGCAGUGUAAUAUCGUGUGCAGAAGACAAAGUAUUGAAUAUAAUCGACGUUCGAACAAAUACACAGAUAUUUUCCAUCAGCUUAAAAAGCGAACCAUUGACUUUAGCCUGGAUGGGAAUGUUUCUAUUGAUAGGCGAUAACGAUGGAAGUCUUAAUAUAUGGAAUCAUCAAGGAGCUGUAUUUGUUUCACAAAUACAAUGUCAUGAUGGGCCGCUUUGCGCCCUAGCUGUGAUUGCUGAUAAUAACUUGAUAAUAACAGGAGGAAAAGACAGGAAAGUUAUUAUAUGGAAAUGUCAUGAGAGAGAGAAAGAAAGAGAGCAAUGAUACAGUAUUACUAAUAUAGAUAAUUACUAUUAGUGACUAAAGAAAAUUUGAUAUAAAGAUAACGGAAAUAUAUUAUAAUACACAUU
Molecule: messenger RNA, 3049 nt
Organism: Camponotus floridanus (Florida carpenter ant)
Lineage: Eukaryota; Metazoa; Arthropoda; Insecta; Hymenoptera; Formicidae
Product: protein FAN
Exons: 16
Coding region: 258-2963 (901 amino acids)
Molecular function (GO): protein binding
Source: RefSeq, a predicted model, not a curated record